Molecule: messenger RNA, 25400 nt
Organism: Podarcis lilfordi (Lilford's wall lizard)
Lineage: Eukaryota; Metazoa; Chordata; Lepidosauria; Squamata; Lacertidae
Source: the annotation of a GenBank genome assembly
AUGCAUCAACUUUCGCUGCGCCCUCCCCCUCCGACUGGCGCACGCUUUGAUUCAUUCCCAGCCGCCCUCUCCGACAGCAGCAGCAAGAGCAGCAGCAGCGCCAGCAAGCCCAAGCCUUCCGCCGCCAGCGCCGGCUUUGCCGCAGCGGUGCGCGCCGCCGGGGAAGGCUAGGCAAGGCGAGAGCGGGCAAAUCGCCGCGUCGCAGCCCCCAGUUGAAGGAAGGAAGGAAGGCGGGAAGGAGAGAGAGAGAAGGAAGGAGGGAGGGUCAUCCGGGCAGCGUCUCACCACACACCCUGAUCCUUCCCAUCCCUCUGCAGCAGGCAGAGUCUUGUCUCCAAAAUCGAUUCCUUCUCGCUUCGAUCCAGCCCUACCGGCGACAGGAAGCGGUUAAAAAGAUCUGACAUCUCCCCGUCCCAAGUACAGCCCGCGAAGGGGCUUCCGAGGCGCCGCGCACCGGCCAUGGAUCCGGCCCUGCUGCGUCCCGCACCUGCUCGUGGGGGCGGGUAGCUCCUCCUUGCGCGCGCCGAAGACGCUUUGCCAAUCGGGCUGCGCUGCCUGGUUAGAUCGGGGUGUGUGUAUGUGCAUGCCCGUGUUUUCGCAGAGAAAAAGAGACAGGAUGCCCAUUCGGAAGGCACUCCGGAUUUAAAGGUGACUCGCGGAUCCUUGCCGCCAGCGGACCCGGAGCAAGGCCGUGAGCGCCUGGAGCCUGGCCGGCGCACCUCGGAGUGAGGAGGACACGGCUCCUGGGAUCGGGAAACAAGCAAACAAAUAAAUUUUUUGGAAAGAAAAUUGGCAGGAAAUUCAAAGCUCCAGACGCGGGAUCCGCGGCAGGACAAGCCACCCCGGCUCGCCUCGCCCUGGCUUGGUGAGGAGGAGAAAAGACCCCCGCGCGCUCUCCGGGCCCAUCCCAACUUUUAUGGAUCCUCCCGCCGGCUGCCUCUUCUGCAUCUCCUCGAGCUCUCGGUCCCCGGCUUCGUCCCGUCGCAGCGCCGCGGCGCAAGGGGCAGCCGUCGGGGCAACUAGCGGCGCAGCGCCCCCUGCCGCCGCCGCCCUCUUCGGGGCCGAGCGGGAUCAAGUGGCCGAGGCCGAGUCAGCUGCAUCCGGCUCCGGCAUUCCAAGGCGCUCUUGGGUUUUCUCCUGCGGGCGCUGAGCUCAGCCCCGGGCUAUAAAUACCCUCCCUGGAAGACUCUCCCCCAGGAUCGUCUGUCUGUUGACCGCAGGCGGUUGCUGGGAAGGGCGGGGGGAGCCCGGCGCUGUGUCUGUCCCCCUAGGCCAAGAAGGGCGCGCACCCUGGAUCCGAACCCCCCGGGAUGGCUACCCCGCGCCCCAUCUCGCUCCUGCUGUGCUUGGCCCUGGGUGAGUUGGAGAAACAGGGGGGUGGGGGCGAGGGGAGGGAGAGAGAGGCAACGGGGUGAAUCCGGAUCUAAGGGUACGGAGUGGGACCUCGGUGGGGGUGUUGCGGAAGCCUAGUUUAGACGUGCAGGGGGAGCAAAACUAGCUGGGUCCUUCCUUGCUUCCUGGUCUUUGCUCAUUUAGGGCCUGCGCAGGCACCCGGUUCAAUCCCAAGAAAACCCACUUCCUAGAUUUUGUGUCGUGGGACUUGAACCCAGUGCAAAACACGCACAUCCCUGCCCCCUCCUCAAUUCAGCUAAGGGCUUCUGUUUUUGUUUUUCUGGGGCAUGAUUCAGAUAGAAUCUGAAUCUCUUGGGAUUCACUAUUGUGAACCCAGUGCUGAGUCUUCUCUGAGCUUUCACUGGCCCUAUAAAGAGGUUCUUCUCUGGAGAGGGUGCAAACAGUCCAUCCUGGGGAGCUGGAAAUCCAGCUCCAGUUCUUCGCUGCCUCUAUUAGGGUUUGCAUAUUGACCCCAGUCUUAGGGCCCAGGAUUUUGUGUAUGUUGUGCAGGGCUGAACAGAGGCCACACCACUUCCACUCAAUUCUUUUCUGCACUUUUUUUUAUAGGUCCCACAGAGUCCAUUCCAUGGCCUCUAAAAUCCAUGUCAGGAUUUCUUUGUCUGUUCCCCAAAGGGCCCCAAAGUAGCACCUCCCCAUACAGUCAACCCAGCAGGGAUAAUCUCAGAGGAACCAGGAGCAGAUUGCAAAUGUAAUAGCAAUUUGGGGGUGGGAGUGAGUAGUCACAGUGGCUGCAAAGGUAAUGGACUUUUAAGUGAACAAUAGCCCAAGGAAGGUGCCCCAGUUUUUGUGUGCUAAGAUGUUCUCCAAAAGGGGUCUGAGUGAGUCCGGCUAAAGCCAGUGGGAUUUAUUCCUGAAUCUACAAAUGAAGGAUCAGGCUGUGCAUUUGUGUGCAGAAGAGAAACAGGGAAUUGUGUGAAAAAAUAAGGCAGGUACAGUUGAAAGGAUAGAGGGUUUUGGGGGGAAGGGUUGCUGCAGACAAAAUAUAAGUGUUUCUCUUGCUAAACUUCUAUGGGGGGGGGAAUGGACAGGGUAAAAAGAAACUAAGGAAGGAUCACACCCAUUGUUGUCAAUGAUCUGGGGUGGCCUCCCCCCCCCCCCAAAUAUUUCGGUGCUUUAGUUUGCCACAUAUUUUUCUUCUUCUUUUGCAUUCAUGAGUAACAAUGAAUGCCAACUGCUAAUAUAAAAUUAGACAAGCAUGGCAUUUCCAAAGUUUCUAGCUUUCUUUCUUAAAUACAAGCAAAAUAAAAAUGCUAAAUAAGGCAGUGUGCUAGGGCAUCAGAAAAAUCCCGGUGGCAAACUACCCUUAAUUUCCAUGGGGAAAUUGCCCAGUACAAAUGUUUCUAGAAAACCUACCUUACCUAUUCCUGCCUCCUGCCAGCCUCCUCUUGGGUCCCCUUCCAUCUGUCUCUGUUCCUGCAUGUCAGCAGCCUUUUCUGAUGGGUUUUUGGGUAGGGUAAUACCUUCUUGCUUUUAGAAAUCUUCCCAGUGGUGCAAUCAGGUAAUUUUAGACCUUGGACUAUCCUCCCCACUCCCAAACACUUUAGAUGGCGAUGUGUUUGACUCGACUUCAAAACGUGGCAUCCCGAACCCUGCUGCUUGGGGGACCCUGAUUCUUCAGAGUCUGGGACCCUGGACUGCUGCCCUCAAGUCCUAACCUGACUGUGCUGCCUGGUCUCUAUCCUCUCCCUUCCAUAUCUGUGCUUUCCUGUGCCAGGAUCUUCCGGUUCAUCCCCAUAGAUUUAGUAUGGCUUUGGAGGAGGCAGAGGAAAAGGAGAAAGGUGCUUGGAAUAGCUCAGUUGGUAGAGCAUGGGGCUCUUAAUUUCAGGGUUGUAGGUUUGAGCCCCAUGCUGGGCAAAAGAUUCCUGCAUUGCAGGGCGUUGGGCUAGCCUUUCUCAACCUGUGGGUCCCCAGAUGUUGUUGAACUACAACUCCCAUCACCCCUAGCUAGCAAGGCCAGAGCUCAGGGACGAUGGGAGUUGUAGUCCAACAACAUCUGGGGACCCACAGGUUGAGAACUGCUGGCAGUGGUCCGUUCCAACUCUCCGAUUCUAUGAAAACUCUCCCACCAUCUUUGAUAGCAUCUGUGGCGACUUGUGGCCUUCCUCCAGAUGUCGUCAGUGGCAACUAGUCCAGCAAAAUCUUGCCUAUCUAUCUGUGGAGAUUGCCAACCCUUGCUUUGGGGUUCUCUGUUCUGACCCAGUGGGAUGCCCCGACUUCACAAAGUACACAGGGUGUGUGUGUGUGGUGCCUUUAGGUGUUCCUACCUUGCUGAGCACAGUAACGACGACCCCGAGCCAAUGUCUCUGUGCGCAUUGGUUUCCUCGCGGAUCCAGGAUAGUGAAAAUAAUUGGACUCCAUAGAGCAAUAUUUGCUCUCGUACUACACAGCCCCCUGGAUCCAGGAAGAAUAGAGGGUGGGGGCGGGAAUUUCAAAGCAGACAUGCAGAUCAAUCCACUACUUAGCAAUUUAUUUAUUUCCAGUCAUUUGUGCCUCUGCUUUUUCGCUUGCCGGAUCACCCAGGGGAGUAAAACGUAAAGAAAAAAAAGAAGAAGCUGCAUUAAAUACACAGAACGAUCCUAUGUAUUUACCCAGGAAUAAGUCCCACUGUAUAAAAUGGGUAAGCGUGCAUGGGAUUGCAGCCACAACCAGAAAUAUUAAAAUAGCUGAUUAAAGCAAAUGGGCAACAUGACAUAGCAUAAGGCUGUAACAGCUCCUCAGUAUAAAGAACCAUUUGCCCACUGAAAUAAAACCCAUUGGAAUGGAUGUAGAAAUAUAGGGCUGGACAGACAUAAUUCAGGAAGGUAUUGCAAAACCUUUGACACCAGUUUAUUUAUCCACCUCAUUGUAAUCUUCCGGAGAGCUAGGUCGACAUGCAUGCUUUCCUCUCCAUCUCAGUGUUGUUUUCACAACAGCCCUGUGGGGCAGGUUAGGCCGAGAGCCAGUGGCGACCCCCCAAGAUUACGAAGAUUGAUUUAUGGCUGAAUGCGGGUUUUAAAUUUGGGUCUCCCGAUUCCUAGUCUGCUACACCAGAGGUGGGCAGAAAGUAGAUUGGGAUCUACUAGCUCUCAGGAUGAUUUGCAGUAGAUCAGCAAGAGUGGUCCCCUCCUUCCCCCCCUUACUCCUAGUCAUUCAACAAUUGCAACUGCAGAAGAACUUUUCCCUCCUAAAUUAGGCCACUGAGAUGAAGAAAGCUCACUAAGAGUGGAUUGUUAAUGUGAAACGAUUAUGAGCUCAGUUCAGUUCUGGUAAUGAAGACAAAAUCCCAGGCUCAGAAUGUGCUCAAGAGGCAACCUGCCCCGUUCCUUAAUUCUAAACUGUAUAUAUUUUGCACCUAACUUCUGUUUGUGGAUCUUGGGGUUAUAGUAAAAAAACAAAGAAGACUCAACAAGCCAGUACUAUACCACACAGCAAAGGGACUGAUGCCUCCUGCCCCCGGAAAGAAAGUUUCUUGGUUGCCUUCCCACACAUAUUUAUGUAUAGCUAAAAUAAGAUAAUUAUUUGUUUCCAAUUUUUAAAAAACUGUCCUAUGCCUGGUAGCCUGGAAGUGAUUUUUUUAAAAAUAUACUCACCCCAGGGGCUGGUUGCUAUUUGCAAGCCUGUCUUAAUCAAAAGCUCUGGAUGCUUUGCAGAUGGAAGAAAACCCAUGCCUAUUUUCCACAUUCUGGAAAGUACUGGAUGAAUCUAUUCCCGGUCUCCACCCCCCCACUUGCAUCCUUCCUACACUUUGGCAAGGCUUGUGCGCUGUAUUUUGUUAUGUCAACAGUACAUCUCUCUAGUGGAAUGGGUGGGUGAUGUCAUGGCCCUCCUCCCAUCUGUGUCUACCUGUAUUUAUUUAUUAUAUGGGCUUUUCUCGGGAUCUCAGAACGUGAUCAUUAGAAGUGAGAUUCCUAACACUGAAGUGCUUUUUCAGAAAUCAGCAAUAAUUUAGCAAUACAUGCUGAAGUCAGUUUCUCUCUCUCUCUCUGUAAAUAUUUUUAUCGAAGGUUUUCUACAUUGCAUACAAGAAAAGCCAAACUAAUCUAAAGAAAAAGAAUAAAGAAUAACCUAAAUAAAAAAGAGAGAGAAUGGUAAAGAAAUAGAGAGGCAGAAGGAGAAAAAUAAAAAGAAUGAAUACCAAAAGUCCUCUAUUGGAAUUUUAUCAAAUCCCUUUCUCCAUAUACAGAAAAGUAGACCCUCCCAGCUCGCACCUGGGCCCCUGAUCUUUGAUCUGUCAUCUUCCUGUGUAUAUCUUCAUCAAUCCAAAAUAAGGGACUUUUACAAAGUCUCCAUAGCAGUGGGCUAUACAAAAGGCAUACAGAUUGAUCUGUUUUAAAUCCUGAAAUUUGCGAACCAGCUGUAUUUCACAAGCUGUCUGGUGCUGAAUUAAGGCGCACGGGUGGAAUGACGUUAAAACCGUGAAAUGGAAAGUGGAACAUUUUUGACAUCUGUGGCCGCCGAUGUGGUAGCGUCGACUGCGCAAUGUGUCACACGUUUUACUCAUGCCAUCUGAGCUGACAGGAAUUUAGGGUUCUAGAGCAGAACUCGCAAACCGUUUGUUCCUUGCGCACCACUACUUCUAAAUUCCUCAAACAAUUUCUUCACUUCUCUGACUUGAACAAGUGAGGGAAAACUCUUUCAGCACCCAAACUGAAAUUAUGGGGGGCUUUAUGCCCUUAUGGACAACCUUCGGGGGGAGGGUUACAUGCCCAGGUGGGUAGGAUGGGGGGGGCAGGGUGCUGGCCUGUGGGAUUUUGCCGGCAGAGGUGGCUGCCUCAGUCCGCCUCAUGGGCCGGCUGGCCCUACAAAAAGCCGACAGACAGGACUCUGGUCCUGGAAAUAGCCAUCAAGAGUAGCUACUGUUGAUGACCUGUGAAAUGGUGAGAACCCCUUUCGAAACCAUCAGAAUUGGUGGCCAUUAUCACAUUUUGGGAUCUGUAAUCCCAAAGAAAUAGGGACGAGGGUGGCGCUGUGGGUUAAACCACAGAGCCUAGGACUUGCCGAUCAGAAGGUCAGCAGUUCGAAUCCCCGCGACAGGGUGAGCUCCCGUUGCUCGGUCCCUGCUCCUGCCAACCUGCAAGUAGAUAGUGCAAGUAGAUAAAUAGGUACCGCUCUGGCGGGAAGGUAAACGGCAUUUCCAUGCGCUGCUCUGGUUCGCCAGAAGCGGCUUAGUCAUGCUGGCCACAUGACCCGGAAGCUGUACGCUGGCUCCCUCAGCCAGUAAAGCGAGAUGAGUGCUAAUGGUCAGGGGUCCCUUUACCUUUAAUCCCAAAGAAAAGCUAUUUACAAAAGGGAAGCUGCAUGCUUGCUUGCUGUGGUUGAGCUGCACUGACCUUGGUUUGUGUUUUUUUUGCAAAUGACAUACAAAUGACACCUUUUUAAAUAUGUAGCUACAUAUUUGUUUCAGGUGUGGCCCUCUUGGACUCACCUCUGCUGUUGGGCAGGAUGCUUUCAUUGGGGUGCGAAGGGUGUACAACCCUCGUCAGCAACCAGAUUUUCUGGAGGGCUAGAACAGAGUCAGGGGUGGAGGGUCAAGAAGAUCCCCUGGUUCCCCCAAAGCACUGCAUUCCUUCGUUUGCAAAUUUCUGUUCUGCUGCAGAUGCCACACUCUCUGCCCUUUUGGCCAUGGUCUGGCAACAGAUGGGCCAAGUGGUCUUAUGCAGUUGGUCAGAUUUCAUACCAGGGCCUCUGGCUGCUAACCAAUAGCACAGAGAGAGCACCUGGAUAGCAUUCCAAGUCACCCCAUUAAUUUACAACCAGGGCCAAGAAAAAAUGUGGUGCUAAAACGGGAACCCAAUCUAAGCUGAUGGCCAAACUGCACUGGGUAUUAAUUUGCUAGCCUCCCCCAAGUUAUUAAAUCUGUUUGUCCAUCAAGGGCUUCAGGCAGAGAUUUUUCACUUCAGUUGAUAGCUGUUCCUUUUAACUCGGGCGGAGAAACUUUUCCCACCCAAAGACCACAUUACCUUCUGUGCUGUGUGUGUGCAUGUCAGUGGUGGGUGGAGCCAGAAGCCAAAAUAGGUGGAGCAAUAGAUUUGACUCUUUAGGACAGUAAAGCUUCCUUCCAGCCACCCCAAGGUCAAAGAUAUCUGUACAUCCACUUCUCCAUGCUCCAUCUAGGCCAACAAGAGGCAUUAACACACAGUUGAAGGACACUUUCUGGCCAGGCCAGAGCAUUUAAUGAGGUGUGGGCGUGGCUUGGAGAGGGGGCGUGGCCUGAAGAGAGUUCCAAGGGCCACAUUCAGUGAGGCCUGCAAGGCUGCAUUCAGCCCCAGCGCCUGAAGUCCCCCACCCAUUUUAACUGAGGGUAGCAAUGCUGCUGCAUUUAUUUGUUUUUAAUUGCAAACCGAUGUGGGAAUAUGCAGAACUGAACUUCUUGAAAGGAUGAGACACUGAAAGAAACAGAAAUGGACAAAUUCUCCCAGUCUUGACAGCAAAGGGGAGCAAGACAUCCUGGAGGAAACUGUAUGUUUUUAAAGGUGGGGGAGUAGUGAUGUUAUAAUUUGCAAACAAUAUUAAAGGUAUGCUCUUACCUUAUGCUAAUAGAAGGAGCUGUACAUCUGGGGAUUGUUUGUGUUUCUGGACGCUACUUAAAACUAAUGGUCGGCCCAUUUCUAAUCAUUAAAUUUUCACGGCUCUUGCUCGAGUGCUGCAGAGUUGAUCGUGGGGCUGUGGCCAAAUGGCAGUGCUCAGGAAGAUACAGUCCACCCGCCUCCUGACAUUCCCCGAGCUUGCUUGACACUCGUCGGCAAGGUCCUUGCAAGACCCAUGCAUUCCCAGGGUCUGCAUCGGCGUGGAGAGAAAUCAGGCAUUUGCUAAGGCCUGCAGAAACCUUGGCCACCGGCCUCUGCUCCCAUCUUCUCACCUGGUGGGCCGCAGUGAUCUCCCAGGCUUUCUCGCAGCAAGCAUCUUUGAUGUCAGAAGCGCAUGAAACGAGUGGGACCUGCAACACAACGUUGCAGCGUGCCUUUUAGCUGCUCAGUGUUCCAGCCAACCCGGCAGCUUCUUUCAGGAUACUCCCGUUUCAUUCCUCUCUUCCAUCGCAUGACCGUUCUCCUUCAACCAGAUACUCAGUGUUUUGCAGCCGUUGAGCCUCUUCAGUCCCCAUUUGGGUUUGUUUUUCCCUGAUCCAUUAAAUUCACCCCCUCCCAAAAAAACACAGCUCCCCUUUUUGAGUUCUCCAGGCAUGCUGAUAUCUCCCUCUUGUUUCUCAAUGGCCACAUUUUGGCUACAGUCCUGUUGGCACUUACCUUCUGUGUUUGCUAUUAGAGGGAUGGAUGAGAGGUGCUAUCGGGAAGCAUCCACCUUUGUCCUGGGAGCCCAUUCUCUUAGCCUCAGAUGUUGGCUCUGGUUCUGCAACGGCAAGAGGAAAAGCACUUUGAACAUUCUCCCGGGCGGCGUUUUCUCCUUUGGGAUUGGGCAUGUGCACUGAUUUCCGCUGGCCCAAAAACCUGGAGCUGGCACCUCCUAUUUAAAAUAAUAUUUAUAUUCACGCAUACAAACACAACCCAGACAGAGUAAGCUGGCAUCUAGUCCUCCCAAUCUCACCCCCUUUUCUUCUCCUUAAAAUAUAUAUUCGUUCCCUAAUUCAGGCUGAAGGAGAUGAGUUGCAGAAGGGGUGGCCCGCUGAUUUUCCAGACUUAAAUUCUCCACAUUUCCACAGCAACUUGCGAUGGGGAAAAAAAUCCUCAUGAAAAUUCAUCAACACGUCUAUGCCAAUUUCUCCUGAUAAACAUGUUACAGUUUACAUAGAAUAAUAGAAUUGUAGAAUUGGAAGGGACCCCAAGGGACAUCUAGUUGUACCCCCUGCAAUGCAGGGAUCUAAACUAAAGCAUGCACAUUUACACAUUUUUUGCAAUCAGUUCCCCCUGGAAAAAGUACAUUUUUGUAUGUUAUUUUCACUAAAAUAUGGCUUGUAAUAAGCUAAGUCCUACUCAGAGUAGACCCAUUGAAUGACUGUAAAUUUAUAUAUCUUGCUUUCAUUGGGCCUACUCUGAGUAGGGCUGACAUUGGAGACAACCCUAUGUUUUAUGCACAUCCACCCCCCUAUAUGUGCAUUUUUUGGUAUAUGGUGUUUGGUCCAAGCAUUGCAUUGCAAAAUUCAGAGAAGUGCAAACUUUGAAUCAUAGAAUCAUAGAGUUGGAAGAGACCACAAGGGCCAUCGAGUCCAACCCCCUGCCAAGCAGGAAACACCAUCAGAGCAUUCCUGACAUAUGGUUGUCAAGCCUCUGCUUAAAGACCUCCAAAAAAGGAGACUCCACCACACUCCUUGGCAGCAAAUUCCACUGUCGAACAGCUCUUACUGUCAGGAAGUUCUUCCUAAUGUUUAGGUGGAAUCUUCUUUCUUGUAGUUUGGAUCCAUUGCUCCGUGUCCGCUUCUCUGGAGCAGCAGAAAACAACCUUUCUCCCUCCUCUAUGUGACAUCCUUUUAUAUAUUUGAACAUGGCUAUCAUAUCACCCCUUAACCUCCUCUUCUCCAGGCUAAACAUGCCCAGCUCCCUUAGCCGUUCCUAGAAGAAGAGCUGCGGUUUGGUUCACAUAUUGGUUUGAAAAGUGUAGGUAAGGUAGUUUCUUGUUAAACGCAAACAGAAUCACAUUUCUCCUUCGUUGCCUGUUAGUGCUGCUGAGUUAGAUGGAAUGAAACAAUUGCCUAUGUUUCCAGAGCCCUGAGGUCCCUUCCCACUCUUUUUGUACCUGCCCUUUCCAAGUAUGCUAGCAGCCAUGUGGAAGGAGACUUUGCACAUGUAUAUGUGAAGGAAUCAAGGCAUCUUGUUAAGCCCUUGCCCCCUCUAGGAAAACCUGGGGCCAAACCCUCAAGAAAAAGUAACUUUCAUAAUUUUCCCUACCUGGUCACCUUGAGCCAGAUUCUGACUCAACCCUAGGCGAGCAGCUGUUUACAAGCCUGUUUUUAAAGCCCUGGGGGUUUCUGGCAUGAGAUCGCAGAGGCUGAACGUCAUGUCCUGCUGGUUCUCAAGCAGGAGAGUGCUGAGGAUUGGUCAGCAGCUAAGACUUUUGCAAAAGAACCGCUGGUGCUUCAGAUGCUACUGAUUGUGUGCUGAAGUCAGCAAAGCUCCCUCUGCAAGCUCUGUCCUUCGAGCCAGCAGGGUGUCAUUGCUGAUGCAUGAAAAGCGGGGAGAAAGAAAAUGACCUGCCGGAGGACGCUGGCUCUCGCCCACUGGUGUGCUGACACGCUUUGCAGCCACAAACAUGCGCACAUGCGUUCCUCCCUUUGCUGACAAUGUUGUCACACCUACUCAAUUACUCGCCCACGGGUGCUCAGUCACACUUAAUGAUGAUGCAGUCCCAGUAAUUGAUCUCUGCAGGCUUCCCACUCUGACGCUUUCAUUCCUACUCCCAAGGAAGAGGCAGGAUUCCUUGUGGGGUGAGGUGAUCUUACUGGUCAGUUCUGGGGCCCAAGCUCACAGGUGCAGUGGCGGAGGAAGGGGGGCAGGGGUGGUCCUCCCCAGGUGCCAUCUCUGAGGGGGUGACAAGAAGGCACCCCACGAGGGACUUGCCCUGCCACCCCGGGUGCGGCGGUGCGAGCUGCCGCCAUCAUGCCGCCGCCGCAUGCGGAAGAUCCUCCACUUGCAGCUGCACCCUCCGCCACCGUCCGUACGGCGCUCUCACAUGGGUGGUACUUAGUGGCGCAUGCACUGUACAUAGCAGUGCGCACGCAUGCGCACCGGGCGGUUUGCCCCGCCCCCGACAUCCCGGACUGGGUGGCGGUUCUCCUUCCUUCGCCCCUGCACAGGUGUCCCAGCACAGGAAGAAUGGAUACAAAAACUCCUGGAAUAUGCAGAAAUGGUGAAACUUACUGGAAGAAUAAGAAAUCAAGAUAACAAACUUUUUAAAAAAAUAAAAGAAUGGAAAUGGUUUAUUGAAUAUUUACAGAUAAAUUGUGAACAGUUAAAAACAACGGCAGGAUUAUUGUAAUAACCUGCAGUUUUGUAAGAGUAUAUAUCUAAAGAAGAUGAAUAAAUGAGCCAAUUAAGUUAAUUAGGAUAUGCAGAAUACAUUAGAAAUAAAUUUAAGGAACCGCAGAAAAAGGGGGAAGGAAGUCAAGUUUUGAAAUGUCAAAAUGAUUGUAAAAUCAGUGAAAUGUAUAAACCUGAAAAGUAUAUAUAAAAAAAGAGAUAGUUUAAAAAAAAAUGGAGGUAAAAACUGUCAAAUCUCUAUACAGUGGUACCUCGGGUUAAGUACUUAAUUUGUUCCGGAGGUCCGUACUUAACCUGAAACUGUUCUUAACCUGAAGCACCACUUUAGCUAAUGGGGCCUCCUGCUGCUGCCACACUGCCGCUGCGCAAUUUCUGUUCUCAUCCUGAAGCAAAGUUCUUAACCUGAGGUACUAUUUCUGGGUUAGCGGAAUUUGUAACCUGAAGCGUAUGUAACCCGAGGUACCACUGUAUAAUGGGGUAGGAUAGCUGGGGGAAAAAAUCAUACCUGGCAACCAAUGCGCCCCUUUGGUUUCAGAUAAUACAUGGGUAGACGAGUCUAAGAAGCCCGGGACACAAAUUUUCACAGCCCUCUAGCAGCUUGUGGUGGCUCAUUUAGCAGAAGUAAUGUAUGUAGUGUUAACUCUGGAGGUCUAUCCUCGAUUCUGACCAAACUAAGCCUCCUAGAGCAAAAUAUACAUCAGGAGACUUAGUGGGGGGCAGCUUUCCUGCCCCACUAAUAUGGGAAUGAGACACACGGUAGUUGAACAGCAGCAGAGGAAGCCCCUCGGGUGCCUGGGGCAGUGUGCCCUGGGACAGGGCGAGCCACCAUAGGGGUGGGGCGAGGGCAGGGUGCACCACAGGGGUCUCCGGAGUCUGCCUGCCUCUCCCACUCAGCCACCCUACAGCUGGGGGGGGGGGAGGCAGCGGUUGGACUCUUUGGGCAGCGCGGAGUCUGCGUGUGCCCAAGCCACUGUGUCUCCCAGAAGAGACGUGUGGCUCGGGUGCACUGCAGGCCCCACAGUGAGUGCUACCCAGCAUUUUGUCACCCCCCUGAGUGGCGACACCCAGGGCGGACCGCGCACCCCCUUCCUCCGCCUCUGAAUAGCAGUGCAAUGAGACCAUGAUACGACUUCGCAAAUGUCAAACAAACCCACCUGAACUGUGGCAUCUGCAGGUGCCAAGUGAAUCUCCUGAGGUGGAAGUGGGGAUAGUGGAAGGGAUGUGAGAUAUUUGUAUCGGACGUUUAUUCUCACAACAAGCUUGUGAGGUAGGUUGGGCUGAGAGGCAGGGACUGGCGCAAGGCUACCCAGUGAGCUUCAUGGCUGGGUGGGGAUUUGAACCCUGGUCUCCCAGGUCCUCGCCCAGCAACAUCUGGCCACAGGUUUACCAAUCCUGCUGUAGCAUUAUCAUUGUCGUUAUCACGUACAGCAAAAGCUUAUGCUUACUCAGAAGUAAAUCCAAAUGGAUUUAGUGGGCCUUACUCCUGUAAGUAAAUUUUGCCUCAGACUUGCUCAGUUUUGCCUCCGACUUUUCUGGAUUCAGGGAGUCAGUGCACUGUAACAUAUGCAGUGCCGGUGCCUCAGCAGGAGCUCAAUCUUAACAGAUGGCAGCUGUGUUCUUCCUGCUGAUGCAGCUGAUCUCCACAGAAUAGCCGGCAGUGUCCUUUGUUCCAGUGGUUUGCCUGCGGAUCCUGUGAGUUAUUCUCCUUUUACAGAAGGGGAACUGACGGAUGCCCAAGACCACUCUCAGUAACUCCCAUGGCAAAGUAGGAUCUGGAUUGAAUCUUUGAAGGUGACUUGGAAACUACAACUAAUCCAGAAUGUGGCAGCUAGACUGGUGACUGCGAGUGGCCGCCCAGACCACAUAACACCAGUCCUGAAGAAACUUCAUUGGCUCCCAGUACGUUUCCGAGCACAAUUCAAAGUGUUGACCUUUAAAGCCCUAAAUAGCCUAAGCCCAGUAUACCUGAAGGAGUGUCUCCACCCCCAUCAUUUAGCCAGGACACUGAGGUCCAGCUCCGAGAGCCUUCUGGCAGUUCCCUUACUGCGAGAAGUGAAGCCACAGGGAACCAGGCAGAGGGCCUUCUCAGUAGUGGGGCCGCCCUGUGGAACUCCCUCCCAUCAGAUGUUAAGGAAAUAAACAGCUAUCUGACUUUUAGAAGACAUCUGAAGGCAACCCUGUUUAGAGAAGUUUUCAAUGUUUGAAGUUUUAUUGUGUUUUUAAUGUUCUGCUGGGAGCCGCCCAGAGUGGCUGGGGAAACCCAGACAGAUGGGCGGGAUAUAUAUAAUAAAUCAUCAUCAUCAUCAACAUCGAACUGUAGAAUUGGAAGGGACCCUGAGGAUCAUGUAGUCCAACCCCCUACAAUGCAAGAAUAUGCAGCUGUCCAAUACAGGGAUUGAACCUGCAACCGUGGCAUUAUCAACACCAUGCUCUAACCAACUGAGCUAUCCGGUUGAUGAGACUCUUGCCUCACGUUUCAACCCUGAACUUUGAGUGGGGAACCUUUUUCACCCCAAAGGCCAUAUUCGCUUCUGGGCAAUCGUCUGGGGGCCACAUGCAAUUGGUGGGUGGGGCCAGAGACAAAAGUGGGAGGGGCAACAAAUGUGAUUUAUUUAUUUUUCUAAAACCACUGUAUAGCAGGCCAGUUUCUUCAUGCUCAUCCAUCCCUCUCUGUCCUCCAUCCAGGCAAGAAAGAAGCAUUACCAGGAAUCGAAGGGCACAUUGCAGCCAGGCAAAAACAGUCCAGGAGGUUCCAAUGCAGGGCUGGGGAGGGUCCAGCUCAGGAGGGGGUGUGGCCUGGGGAGAACCCCGGGGGCCAGAUGGGGAAGCCUGGAGGGCAUCAUCUGGGCCUGAGGCCCUGCAUCCCUGCUCUGGACCAUAUUGGCUCAGGCAUGAACUUAAAUCAGGUCGUAGAGUUGUAUGUUUGCAUCUAGCAACAUCUAUUUAUAAAAAGCCUUCCCCGCCAAUUAAAAUUGUGCCCCCAGCCGCUAUUUGCCCCAGUUUUAAUUUGCAAAACUUCUCCCCACCCUCAACCCGUUGUGUUUAUGAGUUCUGACAUCCCUUUGUUUAUAGAAAGAACCCAGAAAGUUGGGGCAGGGGUGGAGGGUGAUGUGGAUUGGGAUCAUGCCAUGCAGGGUUGUGGGUGUGGGUGUGUGUUGAAAUAUUGUUUUUUUAAUUAGUGAAAUAAGAGAUAACAGAAUACAAAACAGAAGGAUACAAUUAAUGCCCUUUGUAUGCACUUGGACAAUAAUUCGCAUAUGACAAAAGCAAGUAUUCAUAAAUUAAAAUUGAGUCAACAGGAUUCUGCAGGGUCAGAGUGUCAAUGAGAGUUGACAGAGGCUGUUAAUCCUUUCCUCCUGCAUUGUUUUCCUGCUGAAAAUCGCUUCCUGAGCUUGUCCAUUGCCCCACUUGUAAUGUUUUGAACCAAAUGACAGCUUCUGGAAAUGGGGUUUUCAGCAGGGAAGUGGGGCAAGGCUGAGGGAGAAAAAAUUGUCAUCCCAUUCAAAUCUGUGGGACUUGAUUAUCAAUCAAUAUUCUUACGAUUUCAGAUCAGCCACUAGAAUACAUCUAAACACAUGCAAUUUUACAGUUUCCAGGCAAAAGCCUUUUUGGGAUUAACAACAUAACAAAAAGCAUUGUGUAUGCUUUGUUCACAAUUAAACUAGAACUACGGUAGUUUUUGAGUGCUGGUGUGUUUGGUAGAGGGCUUUAAUCAUCUGGUUCCCAGCAGUGCCUGCUGAUGCACAGAAUUUUGCCACUUUGAUGGUGAUUUCGUUAGCAGAGUCUAACAAAAGGAAGGAAGUAAUUUUUGUAAAUAAAUGAGACAGGGCCCUGGUCACAAGCAUGUGAAUCAUGUCCUUGAAAUCAUGUCUGGUUUGACCUUCAGUGAAGUUGUAUUUGGGGGUGCUCCAGCGAUUGCUCCAGAUCAGAGUACCGUUAAAGGGCCACAUACCGUGAGCUGGUGCAGAGGUCAGCAAUCCUAGUGGUUAGAACAUUGAGCUUGAACCCAGCUUUAAAUCCAGACUUGGCCAUGAAGCUCUGAGGACGGCCUUCGGGAAGAUUCGCUAUUGUUCAACCUAAAAGCUGUUGUGAGGCUCUCUAUCUCCUUAGAGGAAGUUCUUCGGUGGAAAGAUGUCUGCAGCUGGCCCUGGCCCCUCCUCCAUGCUCCUUAACUUGUCCCAUUUCCAGCUUCUCCUGCCCCACUGGGCAUCUUUCCACCCCUCCCAAGGCAUUCUGGGAAGACUCCUGUAGACCCGUGGCCCUCUCCUCCCGCCAACCAUAGGCUGAGCUCCAAGGGUCAUCAUGGCAGGCACAAGAAGCUGGUGGGAGCUGGCAGUGUCUGUUGCGGCUGCAUUAGUCAGAACUCGCACCGUCGACUUACAUUUGUAUUUAUUGGCAUUAGCAGACACCUUGCAGAAAGGAGGAGGAGGAGUUUGGAUUUGAUAUCCUGCUUUAUCACUACCCUAAGGAGUCUCAAAGCGGCUAACAUUCUCCUUUCCCUUCCUCCCUCACAACAAACACUCUGUAAGGUGAGUGGGGCUGAGAGACUUCAAAGAAGUGUGACUGGCCCAAGGUCACCCAGCAGCUGCAUGUGGAAGAGCGGGGAAGCGAACCCGGUUCCCCAGAUUACGAGUCCACUGCUCUUAACCACUAUGCCACACUGGCUCCCAGCAGUGCCUGCUGAUGCACAGAAUGCACAGAAAGACGAGAGGGGGGAAAACCGGGGCCUUCUCCAGGGUUGCGUGAGCCAACAAAGGGGCAAAGGACAGCAUAUUGCAAUUUUACACUUGCUGAAACCCCCUCUCCUGCUGUGCUAUCAAAGGUGCAGGAACAGGAACCUAGGAAGCUGCCUUAUGUUGAGUCGGACUACUGGUCCAUCUACUGGUCCAUGUCUGCACUGAUUGGCAGCAGCACUCUAGAGUUUAAAACAACUUUCCCAGCUCUACCUGGAGAUGCCAGGGAUUGGACUUGGGACCUUUUGCAUGCAAGUCAAAUGCUCUGUCAAUGAGCUACAGCCCUUUGUGGGUUGUGGUUUUUUGUUUUUUUUGUAUCUAGGCACCUGGGGUCUUUUGCUACCUGAGGCUGAGCAGCAGGUGGCAUUCCUCUAGACAUCUCUUUCCAAUCAAGGACAGGGCUUCCGUAGUGGUAUGGAAUCAGGCAUCGAAGCAGGAGAAAUUACAUCUUUAGUACAAGCAUUAAAGGUGUAGGAGCCCUAUCUUGUUUUUUAUCAGGUCACCCUAUAUUCUUCCCCCCAACCCCAAAUAUAUAGUACUCAAGGCUACGGUGGCUGCUUAUAUGCCACCGAAAAAGAGGAUAUAGAUCACAUUUACAUAUGCCAAUUUAGAUGUUUAUAAAUGCAAAAUGUAUUUAUUUAUUCAAGCAUUUAAUUUAACUCAGGCUGCAUACACACCAUGCAUUUUAAAUACAGGCAACUCCCAUGUGACGCGGAGGUUAUGUUCUAAGGCACCACGUGUUUAAGUGAAACCGCGUAUAUUUGAAAUGCCAUUGAAGAAGCCUGCAGAAACUCUGUUCUGCUCCCACCCUGUCUCUGUUCCGCCCAUUUUUGUGAUGUUUUCGGGUCACAUUCGGGUUCAGUGUGCGUUUGCAGUUGUGCACAUAUCGCUAAAAUGGUCACUGCCUGUAUUUUGAAAGCACAUUGUUCUCCUCAAAAGAACCCCAGGUGCUCUCGUUUAUCUCUCACCAAGCUACUAUCCCUGGCAAUCACCCCCAAAGAAUCCUGGGGACAGUAGUUUGUUAACUACAGUUCCCAGAAUUCUUUCGGGGUGAGAUUCAUGUGCUUUCAGCGCAGACCCUGCAAGUGUCCCUAUUUUCCAGGGACGUCCCUGAUUUAGAGAAGCCUUCCCGGUUUUUGAUUUGAUCCCAGAAUGUCCCACUUUUUCUUAGGAUGUCCCUAUUUUCAUUGAAAGAAUGUUGGAGGGUAUGGAGUUAUCCAACCCCCGAGCCGCCUGAAGGCAAUCCUGUAUAGGGAAGUUUGUUUAAUGUUUUCUUAUGUUUUUAAAUAUGUUGGAAGCUGCUCAGAGUGGCUGGGGCAAGCCAGUAAGAUGUGUGGGGUAUAAAUAGUAAAACUAUCAUUAUGGAAGGGGGCGUCCCUUAUUUUCAUUGGUAUGUAAAUGUAUGUUGUGUACCUAAAAAGCCAGAGGUAUACUUCAUCUGAACAUGCUUAGUGAAACAGAAACGUCUUCAGCAGGUGACAAAAUAUUAAAAUGACGAGGCUUUGUUUCUGUGCUCAGUGUGGGUCCCCAAAACUGAAAGCUAGCAGUGUCUGUGAUAUGGAAAAAUAGGGCUGGUUGUCUUUUGCUGCCCAACUCCCCAAGGGACUGAGUCUCCUAAGUCCAUGAUCGGUCUGAGAUGAAUGGAUGGAGGUAGGAGGCAGUGAAAGCAAGGCAGAUCUUUAUUUUUCUGUUGCAGCAGAGUUCCCUCCCCACCUAGCAAGGAGCAAAGAGAGACUCAGAACCAAGAAGAUACAUCUCUUUUAAGGGUUUUCAUUUUGGUGUGGUGAAGAAGGACAUCCCCUUUACAAACAGUCAGAAAUCACAUCACACAUAAGGUGAGGUUGCUGUGGCUCAGGCAGGCCAAGGUGUGAUAUUCCUGAGGAUUUGGCAAGUUUUGCAUAGUUCCAGACACAGUUUACACAAAACAUUAGCAUUUGAUAAGACAGUCAGGAUGUCCUCAGUGCAGAGCAUCUGGGCAAACGAUGACAACUAAUACAAAGGAGGUUCAUAGAUAUAGCAGAGGAAUCGCUUCAGGAACUUCCCCUCAUUGCUACCUGCCUACGUGGUCUCAGGCAAGAGGGAUUAAGGAGGCAGAGGAAAUAUUUGGAGUCUUUAGGGGAGCCAAGAUGGCUUUUGGAUUGUUCUCUUGUACUAUUGUAGUCAUGUGGUUUAUAUACUUACGUAUGCUUGCAAUUAUCAACAUUUAUUCUAUAUUUGAGACCUUAGAAUCCUUUUAACCCCUGGAAGAAUGCUGCUGCCAGGAAGGGAGGCAAAGAUGGCCGCCCUUGGUGAGAGGAUACAAACCAAUCGUUCCGGAGCCGGAGACAUGUGAGAAGCUUUGGUUGCCUUUCUGAUGUGAUUUCUCUCCCGCCUCCCCUUCGCAGUGACGUUGUGCCAGGGUGGCUGCGUGGAGGUGGACUCGUACACCGAGGCCGUGGCCGGCAACAGCUUCCAGAUCUUGUGCAUCUCCUGCAAGAAGCGCAGCGAGACGGAGGCGGAGGCCUUCACCGAGUGGUUCUUCAAGCAGAAGGGGGAGGAAGAAUACGUCAAGGUGUGUGCCGUGGCGAUGUAAGGGCAAGCGGUUGUGUGGAGGGGGCGGUGGGACAGGUGAAAUAAUGGCCUGUUCACUCCCUGGACCAGGAAAUGUUGUAAUCAACUUCAUCAUAAAUACACAGAUCUAGAAUAAGCUUGUGGGAUCUGCCCUAAUCCCACCUUUGGACUACAAAGGCCAUCAAUCAAAGGCAAGUGCAAAAUAGUGCCUGGAAGCAUGGUGUAAGGGAGUCAUUGGAGCACCUCACAAUUGCCUAACCUUGGCUCCCAUACAUUCAGGUUGGGGGUUUACAAGCAAGAGACUUCAGCCAGGAGACAGAAGCAAAACAGCAGGCUGCAGGCCUCAUCUUUAUUAUUGCAACAAGACUUCCCACUACCACAAAGACGAAGCAGCAAUAAGCCCCGAACAGUGGCUACAUCAGUAUUUUAAAGUUUCCCAUAAUGCAUUUCCAGAAGCAUCAUCAAAACGUUAUAGAUACUGUAUGUCAGAGAAAAGGUGUGGAACCUGAGAUCCAGGCAUGCCUCUGUCACUCAAAUAUAGUCUUUCACAUUCACAGUUCCCUAGUCCCCUAGUCAAGUCAAAUACACCCCUUUGUCUUGUUGGGGGCUUCAUCCCACUAUGGGGUGGGUAGGCACUGUGACUGAGAUGGUUAUCUGUCUGACACUCUUGGGGCAGGAUUUCAGCCAUGACUGUACGUCUCAGGAAUUAUGGUGGGCUCACUCACCCCUCCCCUUAUUCUUCACUUCCCUGGGACCUAAAUGCCAUUGGAACUGAGAAGAUUGAUACGACGAUGUGAUAUCUUAUGAAUUUCUAAAGUUUUCCCAUUGAGCCAGUUUCCACCCCCCUCAAUGUAUUUUUUCAGGGGGCUGGGCUCCCCCCAACCAUGGAGGGAAUAUAUAUGGUACUUUUGCAAGUGCCAAGUAAUGUUUGUUCUGCUUUUGUAAGAAAUCAAUCCCUUAGUGGGACAGCACCCAUUCUUUGGAGCCCAUUGAUAUUAGGCAGGAGUUGUUUUCUUUUCGUCACCUGCUAAAAACUCUUUUGUUUCAGCAAGCCAACCCAGGCAUAUAACUUGAGCAUUUUAUUUUAAUUAAAAGUAUGUGGUUUUUUUUUAAAAAAAAUCCCUGAUUGUAUUUAUAUUUUACAUCUUUUAUAUAGUUUGUUAUUAAAUGUUUGUUCCUAUCAAUAUUUUAAUAAGUAUUUUAAGUUGUUGAAAACUAGUUAGAGGAAUUUUUGUUGUUCUAGCAUUCCAAUUCUAUUGAAUAAUAUAUUCAAUAGAAUAUUCAAUAGAAUAUUCUAUUGAAUAUAUAUGCUCUCCUCUACUGAUUGAUCCCAGGGUGGCAGGCACUUGUUUUAAUCUAACAAAUAAGUUGACUAAAUGCUGGAAACUAUACAUGAAACGGGCACGCAUGGAGUAUGCACACUCUUCGUACACCAACUGCAAUUAAAUGCAGAUAGUCUGAUGUGCUGGACCUCCCAAAAGACUCCCAUUGGGUGUCUUUUGUUCCUUUGAAAUGGCUUUGUUGAUUUGUGAGUUCCAAGGUACUUGGUGUUCCCGAGAGCUCUUCCCCAGGCUAUUUUUAUUAACUACAUCAAUGAUUAACCAUUUUAGGAGCACCUGCAUGUAUAGGAGGUCUCAGAGAGAAAGAAGAAGACAGAGAUGCAGGCAAAAGACUUUUGGGAACAGGAUAGAGGCAGGAUGGUGUAAACAAAGCCCAUAAAAAUCGUGCUGGUGGACCUUAGAUGGCUUUUACAGGGUGGUCACCAUCAUAAUAUAAAAGGACAACAUUUGCAUUGUGCUUUCCAGCAUUCAAAGUGUUUCAUAUACUUCACUUAGUUGCAACAGGGGUGGGCAGCCUAUGGCCCUCCAGAUAUUGGACUCCAAAUCCCAUCAGCCCCAGCCACUGUGGCCGAUGGACAGGGAACAGGGGUAGGGGAGGCUGGCGCACAUUGGGACUGGUAGGGCAGAAGAUGGACUGAUGGGGCACUGCCCCACCAAACUCACUUUGUCCUCAACCAGCCUGCACUUGCCUGCCUUCUUACAACCAGCCCAAGGGCUAUCAGCUUUCUCCUCCUUAGCAUUAGUGUUGCCCUUGCAGAAUUUUGCAGGAGGAGGAUGGGAACAAAACUAGAAUGAGUUGGCUCUGCCUGUUAUGAGCUCUGGCGCCACCUACUGUUGGGCUCCCUGUCUUCCACCCUACCAGUCCCAAUCUCUCCUAGCAGACCCGCCAUCAUCCCUGAAAGCGGGCUCGGAGCCAACAACCCUAUAUGCAAGCCUGUAUUAUUCCCUUCCAGAUUGGUGUUGGGAGUCUGAGGCUGUGAGUGGGAAAGGUUUGCGUAUUUCCACCUAGUGAGUUCAAGAUUGGAGUUGAGUACGUCUUGCCUUAUAGUAGGGCCACCUCUGCCAACCAGGCUUCUCUGUGUGUGGACUGAACCUCACCUGUCCUCCAGAUCCUUCGCUAUGACCCAGAUGAGAGGCUCAACGUGAUGGAUCCUCGCUUUGAGGGCCUGGUUCAUUGGAACGGGACCAAGAACAUCCGGGACUUGCAGGAUCUCUCCAUCUUCAUUCUUAAUGUGACCUUUGACCAUAUGGGUGAAUACGUCUGCACUGUCAACCGCACGCUCUUUUUCGCGGCGGAGUUCACACACAACAUCAUGGUCAACAAGACCAUCCAUGUUACGGUGGUAGACAAACGUAAGUAUAAGCUUGGAGCUAAGGGGAAGUGGAGGAAGAAGCUGGGGUGGUGGGGGACUCUUGGCGGGCUGUGAAACAGUGGUGAGCUUAAGACAGGGACGGGGGAUCCUUCCUUCAGCCCAGAGGCCUUGUUAGACCACCAGGCCGUUUUGGCCAAGCCACAGCAACCUUCCCUACACCUGAUGUUGUAUAUGAUGUCAGGUGUGAGGCAGGUAAAGGCAGGGUGUGGACAAAAGGGGCUUUGCAGUCCCAGCUGAUCCAUUGUGCCUGCAAAGCCCCUUAUACAGCACUUCCCAAGUGCUAACUAGCAACUGAUUGUCAGCGCUUGGGAACUGCUGGGGAUGAGGCUUCCCAAGCCCUGACAAUCAGCUGAUAGUCAGGGUUGGGAAAACACUGCACUCAGGGUUUCCCCAGUGCUGAAAAUAAGCUAAGGAAGCCCCAUGUACUGCGUGUGGGAGGGUUUUUUUUGCCCAAUGAAUUUUUAUUUCAAAAAUGGGUCACCUGGUAUCACAGUAAUUUCAGGUGAUUGGCAGGUGGUCAGCUCCACCCACCUGUGAGAUUUGGCCUUCAUGUGUGUGCUGGCCAGAUUCAUUUCUCUGUGCUUGGUUUAAAACAGAAGAAAAGCACUGGUGGACCAAAGGUCCAUCUCAUCUCAUCCAGCUUUUGUUUUCCACAUUGGCUAACCAGACGCCUCCGGGAAGUCUGCAAAUUUCAGUCAUUUGCAUAGAGCUACCAGCUUUAAUCUGUCCAAGCAACAGAUAAACUGACUUUAGAGCUGUAGCUGAUUAAUCGGCGGCAGCCUAUUGUACCGGAUGGGGAUGAAAAUUAAGGGCACAUGUUUAUAUCUGGAAGCCCUUUUUUGGUUCUGGUGUGUUGCUGUAAUAGGAAUUGAAAGGGGGGGGGGGAGUUUUAACAACCAUGGAUGCAGGGAGCUUUUGCUUGUUAAAAUUGUUAGAAUGGUAAGAGGCUCCCCACACCCAAGCUAAAGGGAGGACCAAUUUGCAUGGCAGGACAAACAUGACUCAAAAUCUGGAGCCGGAGAGCAAAUGCAGCUAGAAACGUGCAUUAGGGGUGUGUGUGUGCCUGUUUUGUUUUGCACAUCCUUAUCUCUGUUCUUCCUUUCACAGAAAACCGGGAAAUGGCAUCCAUCGUUUCUGAGAUCAUGAUGUACGUUCUCAUCGUCGUCCUGACCAUCUGGCUGGUGGCUGAGAUGGUCUACUGCUACAAGAAGAUCGCCGCGGCGACGGAGGCAGCUGCUCAAGAGAAUGCGUAAGAAGCGUGGGUGGCAAUAGGAGGGGAGUUGUGCGUGUGCGCGCGCACACGUGUUGAGAAGCUAAAAGAAAGAGCAACAGGACACCUGUGCUAGCUCCAGCUUUGAUCCACCUUGGCCAAAGUGCCCUCUGCUGGGCCAGCUUCUACAUAGGCAGAACUCCCUCCAGGGGAGUGACAUGGUUGUAGUGCAUUGCUACAGGGUCAUUGCUGUUUGAAUUUCCCACAGUGCCUCAGGGCAGCUUUACGUCAGGGGCAAUAUGGGUAAUUUAAAGUGGUAGGUGGCUCCUGGACUGGUAUAGGAAGCCCAGGGCUGCCGACAACAGUGGACCCUCUGGUGUUGCCAAGGCCCCAGCAGCUGCCUGAGGAUGCCAGAUGUUGGCCCUGGCCCUGCUGAAGGUGGAGAACACAGGGUGAUGCAGGGGAAGGACACAGGAAGUGAAAACAUCUGGACUGGACCGUGUGUCUUACUGGAUCAGAGGGAGCUGGGAAGCAGGCCAAAGGCCCUUCCAGUGGAAGACUUCCAGUGUGUGUCUUGCAGUGGUUUUAUGCCUUAACUGGUGGCAAAGCCAGGUUCACCCUUUCUUUUUGCUGUUAUAAUCCUGCUUGUUAGCCUGGCAAGAAGCUGCAGGCUCAGCUGAAAGCUAUUCAUUGCCUACCUCAAAGCUCUCCUUGCAGAAUAAACAAGUCCUUGAGACACCUGUUGGCUGUGCGCAUAAGAACAUAGCAAGAGCCCUGCUGGAUCAGGCCAAUGGCCCAUCUAAGCCAGCAUCUUGUUCUCACAGUGGCCAACCAGAUGCCCAUUGUGAGAAGCCCACAAGAGCACUCCUGUGGUUUCCAGCCACUGGUAUUUAGAAGCGUUGUCACCUUCAACUGUUGUCCUCAAAUUGCACUUGAGGCAUGCUUUUGCCAAACACUUAAAAUAUCCUUGAUGGUUCCCCCAGAAUAAACUUAAUGUGUGAAGAGGCCUUCACGUGUACUUGAGGGGCUGGUUAGAGAGCUUUGGCAGACCCAACCUGACUUGUAAGCCACUAAAUGGAACCUGGAACAAGGCCAGCUCCAGGUUUGUUGAGGAGGGGUCUUGUCAAAAUGUACCCCCACCUAGGCCUGAGGCUGCCUUGGCAGGCUAACCUGGCAACAAUGAUAGGCAGCAGCCAUGCCCUGAUGAGCACCAGGGCCAUUUUGUUUUCCCACAAUGCCCUUGGCGUAACAUCUCUUCAGGGCAUUCUGGGAAAUUAAAAUGGCAGGCAGCUCCCAGACCCACCCAUUUGGUGUUUGCUUCAGCACCAGAAAAGAAAACACAGUUAUUUUACAGAAGGGCCCAGGAUAGGCACCAGCAACGGGCCACGCUGGGGCUCUUGUAGCUGCUGUGUGCCUGUGCCAGCCCUGGUUAUGGAGGGUGGGGAAUCGGGGCAAAAGCCCACCUUACACAUAUUUCCGCUUCUCUCUUGUGUCCUGAUAGCUCUGAAUACUUGGCCAUCACGUCGGAAAGUAAGGAAAACUGUACAGGGGUGCAGGUAGCUGAAUAGCCCACGUAGGGCUGUUGGCGGGCACAGGACUUCCUGGCUGGCAGGUAAUGUAUUGCGAACAUUGCCGCUUCAUCCCCCUGUUUUCCAAGAGUGACAUCAGCAAAAGAUGCCCCUUUCCCCAGGAAAUGACUGCUGAAAUCUUAGAUGGGAAGGAGAGGCGGGCAGGGAAAUAUGGGAAGAGGCAAGAGGUUAGCAAGGGACAAAUGUAGGCAAAUGCAGUUAUGAGCAAUUAAGCUUUGUUGCCAUGGGGCCUACCAAACAAAAAAAACCCACCUCUAGUGGAUGGCGAUUGCACUCAAUAUUCCCCGCUCUAACGGCUUCUAAUAUCGAGAGUGAUUUUGGCAGGCUUCUGAGGGAAAAGGUUAAUUAGCAUUCUAUUACCACUUCCCUGUUUUAGAUUAAAUAGCAGGGGGAGACGGUGUGACAUACAGAGGGAGAAAAGUUCUGUCUCUGGGCAGGGCUGCCAACUUCGACUACAGAGGGGCACUUGCAUGCCUUUAACAGCUGUGUGGCAAGGGAAGAAUCCGGGGGGGGGGGGGGUUGCAGCUUUCCCCUGGACUGUGGCACAACUUUGGGGAAACUGGCCCUUGUUGAGACUUCCUCCAGCACACUGCUGUCAAAGGGCCCGGAAAUCCAGUGCCGAUUCUAGGUUAUUUCAUUUGCACUUUUUCCAUUGGGCUCAGUCCGCAUGGGCACCUAGAGCAGGGCACCCGUGGGCCCUUAUGGGCCUUUCUUGGUGCCCGCAGAGUCCGCUCUCUCCUGCACCCAUGCUCCCCACGCCACAGAAAUCAGCCUUGGAAGAAGCAUUGCAGCCAACAGGCUGCGGUGUGUGUCUGGCUAUGUAACGCCCACUGAAAUUUCCCCAGAUUGUGUGCCCAUGCGCCUGGAAAGCUUGGCCACCCCUGGCCAAGAGGGCGAGGCCGAGGCGGGCAAAAAAUAAGCUGCCGUACCUUCUCCUCACAACUCUCUUGCUUGGGCGAACGGGCCCCGGCAGCAAGGAGGAGAGGCAGCCAAGGGGGCAGGGGUCUCUAGGGUUGGCAGUUGUGCCCACUUCCCACCUCAGAUGAGGCAUGGCAGGAACCCAAUUGUGCCAACCCUCAGUGCUGGACCUGAGCCACUUUGGUGCCUGAGAGAAAAGAAAAGAGAGAGGGAGGGAGGCGGUAAGCCUGAGCUCAGGUUCUCAUUAUGCGGUGGCAGUUAUCUAACGUUCCUGUGUUUGUUAACGCUGUUCCAGGGACGAGGAGGACGAUGGCGGAGAGGGAAAGUGACUCAGCAGAGGCAUCAGCAGCCCCUGAGAAGAUUUGA